CUUUUCGCUAUAAAAACGCCCGCUCCUAUUUCCUUGUCACUCUCUCUUCCAUAGUCCAUACCCAACGGGCACUUCCAAAAUUUUGUCGUUUCUUUCAUCUUUCAUUUUCAUUGCAUACCUGUUUCUGGAAAGUUUGAAAAUUAAACAUAACACCCUCUGAUUUUAUUUCUCCUUCACUUAGUAACAUGAGCGCUGUUUUGGCAUUCAAUAUAUAGGUAUACUUCCCCACCUAAAAACAGCACUCUCUAUUUCUCUCUCUCUGCUCUCCUAAUUAACUGCUUGAUUUGCUUCAUUGCAUUAACGACUUGUUCAGUCAUCACGGGAUCACUGCCUCGGUACAUUAAUGGCUGAAGUUGAAGUACCAUGUCCAGAAACAGAGAGCUCUAGUACUAAUUCCUCUUCUUCUUCUUCCUCCUCAUUGUCUUCUGAGUCCAUGCACAACUUGGUUUUUGACACGUCCAAGGAAUUACCAGAAGAGAAGAAACGGCCUACGAAGCGAAAAAGAGAGACGAUUAACAGUGAAAACAGAGUACAAAAUCAAGUUUACAGAGGAGUUAGGAUGAGAAGUUGGGGAAAAUGGGUAUCUGAAAUUCGUGAACCGAGGAAGAAGUCACGUAUUUGGCUCGGCACUUAUCCUACAGCAGAAAUGGCCGCUAGAGCACAUGACGUGGCCGCGCUGAGUAUUAAAGGAAAUUCCGCCAUUCUAAAUUUCCCUAAUCUCAUCGACUCUCUGCCUCGUCCAGUGUCAAAUUUACCCAGAGAUGUUCAAGCUGCUGCUGCUAAAGCAGCUGCAAUGAAUCUGAACCUAACUUCUGUUUCAUCUUCAUCCUCAUCUUCUUCGUCAACUUUAAUAACAUCAACGGGCUCAGAGGAAUUAGGAGAAAUUAUAGAGCUGCCUAAUAUAGAGGAAAGCGAGGAGACGAAGACUGAGUUGAGGUUGAGUGACUCGGUUGAAGGGUGGUUGUACUCGCCGUGGUGGGCAUCAACUGACAGUGAUUUUUGUGGUUAUUUUCCUACCGGGGAGAGUUCAAUUCCGAGCAGCUUUGAGAUUCUGAAAUGGGCUUGCUAAAGCUGAUACUUCAGCUUUGUGGACUGAGAAAAGUGGGUUUGCUUUGGUUUUUGUCUUUUUCUUCUGGAUCAUUUGAAUAUCUACGGAAAUACUGUUUAAGUAAAUAUAUACAAUAUCAGUUUAGUUGUCCAUAAAUCAUUAAUUUUGGAUAUUCUUAUUUAAAUAUUUGAAUACAAUAAAACUCUGUUUGA
Nicotiana tabacum (common tobacco) is the source of this 1260-nucleotide messenger RNA. RefSeq names its product dehydration-responsive element-binding protein 3-like. The record is from RefSeq and is a predicted model, not a curated record. Gene Ontology annotation, molecular function: DNA binding; DNA-binding transcription factor activity. Gene Ontology annotation, biological process: regulation of DNA-templated transcription. NCBI's taxonomy places the organism in Eukaryota, Viridiplantae, Streptophyta, Magnoliopsida, Solanales, Solanaceae.